This is a messenger RNA of Anastrepha ludens (Mexican fruit fly), 4174 nucleotides long. RefSeq lists its product as uncharacterized. The record is from RefSeq and is a predicted model, not a curated record. NCBI's taxonomy places the organism in Eukaryota, Metazoa, Arthropoda, Insecta, Diptera, Tephritidae. The transcript has a single exon. The coding region runs from base 322 to 1437 and encodes 371 amino acids.
AAGCGAAGCCGGCUAAACGCGCUAGACAAUAACAAGGAAUACAAAUAUACGCUAAAAAAUCGGAAUAAAUGAAAAAUAUAAAUAAAAAAAUUUGUUUUAAACCAUCAAAUUGAAAUAAAUUUUCUAAGAAAGCAUGAAAACGCAAAAUAAACUAUUAUAAAAAGCAUACCACAGCAGUUAAAAAAAUUAUAAAAAAAACUUCACUUAACUGAAAUUUGUAUAGUGUCAAAAUAUUUACUAUUGUCGUGCCUCCUACGUUUUUCAAUAACACAAAAACUAAAAUUCGUUUACAUAAAUCGAGUUCAGUGCACCCCGCAAGCGAUGGGCACUUUGCACGUCUGCUUCGCCGAUCUGCCGCAUUAUAAAAGUGCCACUUCAGCCAUAGCAGCGUCAUCGUUAACCACCCUAAGUCAAACCGGAGCACUGGCUGAACUAAGUGCAGCCAUGGACACCGCUAACUGCACUACAACAAUGACACAGCAAACUGAACUCAGCAAGGAUAUGCCGCCAUGCAGCAUAUCACCUGGAGCCAACAGUGCACACAGUACUUCGCCAACUCCACGCUACGAGCGCAACAUGAGCUUCUUUCACCAACUCAGCCGCCGCUUUGGCCUGCUACGCUCCAGCGAUGACCCAGUUUUCAGCGCUGCCGAAGAUGACUCGACCGAUUCGUGUUCCUCGACUACAGGUGCAAUAAUGUCGAUGCAACGCUCAAUCGGUGUAUCUGCGACGUCAUCGUUAUGUGCGCCAAACGGCGAAAAUACUGUAAGCAGCAGUCGCAACAAUAACCAUGAAACACACUUGCAAACAAGUACCGCUUGCAUGAAGGACAGCCAAGGCUCGAGCAGUGAACAUAUUUCGUGCGCUUCCAGCGAGACGAGCAGCACAGUCGAUAUGGAGGAACCACAAGAACAGCAGACACAGUCACCAACAGCUCCUGCCAAAUUGUCAACAUUGAAGGAACGACCCCUCAGUGCACGAGCGAACUUAUCACGUUUUCAUCGCCGUUCCACAUCUUCCAUACGACGCGCAUUCGAAAGUUUCUCACUAUCAACACGUUCAUUAUCAUGCAGCGGAGCUACUUCGAAUAUCACGCCCCUAGCCGCAGAGCACACACAAUGCACCACCACCAACAACAGUAAUACAACUAUCAAAUCGGCACUCAAAUAUAAUUCUAAUAUUGAGUUAAAUAGAAAAUCGCAAACGGGAGGUGGUGGCUGCAAUACGUCAUAUUCCGCUUCAAGUUUACAUUUUUCGUCAGCAUCAAGCAAAACUACAGCGUCGACAACAUCAAAGUCAUCGAAAGGCAAAACGAAGCCACCACCGCAACGUAUACUGCGCCAGCCCAUCUCCUAUACGUAUCUGAAGGGCAUAUCCGGCCUACCGACGCAGCGAGUGCCUCGCAGCGCUGUCUGCUGUCAGUAUGCAAGGCGUUGAUAUUCCCGGCAUUGGCUUUCAGCAGCGUCGAAUAAAACUAGAUACCAAUAAAGUGUUCAUAUAAGAUACUCGUAAAACAUAAAUGUAUGAGACCGAAAUAGAAGGCGUUUUUGCCUAUACGAUUAUUACAAGCAUAUAUUGUACGACUAGUAGACUGUUCGAGAGUUCUUUGUUGUUGGUUUGCAUUGAAAUGACGUACUCAUAUAAUCCAUUGUAGAAGGUUUUUGAAUGUAUGUACGAUAUACUUGCAAGUACAUACACGGGAUCUAUUAUGCGCAUCAUAAUUGAAAGAGACAAGCAAAUUAAUCAUCAAGUGUAUUGUAAAUCCAGCUAUUUAUAAGUUUCGCAUUAGAUAAGCACCAAACGAAAACUCACGCAUACACACGGGCGCAUACGCAGGCACAUCUAUAGAAUUUAUAUUUUUAAAUUGCAUUGAAAGCGACAGUACUUGUAAAUAUAUACACAGAUAAGCACAUAUUUUUUUUUUUUUUAUUUAAUCCCUUAUUCAGCUAAACGACUAAACGAGCAAAAUUCUUACUGACUAUUGGAAAAAGCCUUAAUAAUUUUUUUAAUUAAUCAUAUUAUAGCUUCCGGCCUGCUCCGCAAGUCAGGGAGGGGUCCAAAUAAGGAUAGCAUUUAACUCAGAUAGUACUCUAGCCAAAGGAGCAACAUAAUUGACAUAAUUGCAUCAAAACAUCUGUGAUAAAUAUCAUUUUCAUAUCGGAUAGCACUUAAGGGUGGAAGCUGGUCUAGAGCGCAAAAAAUGGGCAUAUUUUAUGAAUUUAUUUUGACUCAACAAAGGAAUCAAUCGAAAAUCUGUGAAAUAGGUUUAAUAAUAUAGCUUUCAUGGUACAAAUACAAAAUUUUUCGUCUGAAUUAAUUUCAAAAUGGCCGCUGUCCAGCAGUUCUCCUAAGGCGCCUUUUUUUCUAGUGGGUCCAUUGCCGAAGACGUAAACUCCUUAAUUUUUGUCCUGGAUCAAAAAAUCAAAUUUUUUUAGUUUCUAUAUAACAACAGAAAGAGACGUACGUAAGAUUUUUUCGAUAUUUUGUUUUUUCGCGAAAUGGUGCACGUUUGAACAAAAAGUUACAAUUUUCACUAUAAAGAACGACAUAAAAUUGUUGAUUAAAAAAAAACUAUGUAAUAUAAAUAAAAAAUCCUACGUACGUCUCCGGAGAAAGGUAUUUCGAAUGUAUUGUCAAAAUUUCGUAAGAAUCGGUAAAGAUUUGUUCGAGUUAUGUCUUCGGCCAGUUUAAAAAAAGUGAUUUCGAGAAAAACGCGUUUAAAGUUGUAAGUAGCGUUCGGGGCAUACCUGCGAGGCACUGCCGUCGAAUGAAAAAUUUGGGCAUUUAGACAUUUUUGCUGGCAUCCCUCAUUUGGUAUAUUAUUUCUAAGACCCUAAAGCACCUUUUAAGACAAAAAAAAAUUUUUCGAUUUUUUCAAAAUUCUAGACCAGCUUCCCCCCUUAACAGCACCGCCAUGUUUCAAUAUGGUGUUGCAAAUUUCAAAAUACUUUCAAUUUAUGAAAUUUUUUUUUCAAAUUUGUACAUAUAAUAUCUUUCGAUUUACUCGUGAAUUCAGAAAAAGCGCAUAAUUUUAUUUAAAAUCUAUUUAUAUGUACACAUAAUUAAGUUCUAUGUUCACAUAAUUCCUGAGCGGCUUUGCUUGGUGGGCGAUUACCAUUUGGAAGUGCACAGGUACGAAAUUCCGUGCAUAAAACACCAAUUGAUAGAAAACGUUCUUUCUAAUAGCGGUCGCCCCUCCACAGAUAAUGGUACACCUCCAAGUGUAUCUUUACCAUGAAAAAGCUCCUCAUAAAAAAUACAAACCAUCUGUCGUUCGUAGGCGGCAUACAAAUGUAGGUCCCUCUACUCGAGGAAUAGAUUAAGACACACACCACAAAUACCCAGGCCGGUUAAACACUCAGAAAAGAUGUCUACCAUGUAUGUAUAUGUCUUUAUGUAUAUAUGUAAACGUAAGAAAUUAUCUUCGAUACUUAUAUGUAUGUGUAUGUAUUAAAAUUGGGUGUUAAUUUCUCAGUGGAAAAAUUUGAGUAAACAAUCUAGUUAUGUAUGAUAAUUGGCUUCCUUGUGCUUGCAUUUAUUCAUCCUAUUUAGAUGUGAACAGCUGUGUAUAUAUAAGUUGUUAACUGUAAAUAUUCGGUUUCACGUCGCAAACAAAUUUGUAUCUUAAUGAAAAUAAAAUAAUAAUAAGAAUAUUUCACUUAAAAAAUAAAUAAAUUAAUAAAUAAAUUUUUACACUAUUAAGGAAAUACUUUUUGCAAAUUUUUUUGUGCCACUUUAUCAACUCAAUACUUAAUUAAUUAAUUCCAACAAACUAGACAAUUUACGCGAAACUUAAACACACACCCAUUAAUACAGUCUUAACGAAGUGAAUAAAGCACACGACAAUACUAAGAAAUAAAUAAUAAAUAGCGAAAAAAACAUUUACAGAUUGCUACAUAUAUACAUACAUACGGUAUAUGUAUGCUUCAUUAUCUAAACGGAAAUACUUAUAAAGGCUAAAAAUAAAAGUUAUGUAAUGAUAAAAAUACUAAAAAAACGCUAAUUAGAUAAACAAAUCUUUACGACUUUAUACAAUAACAACAAUGAUAUUGCAAUAAAGCAACUGGUGCGGAAUAUACCAAAAGUAGCGAACCGUGACACACACAUUCUUAUUUACAUAGCCAUAGCAUAAAAUAUGCCACGCGAAAUAUCAAAUGUGUGAAAAACCUACACU